CUCGCUUUUAUCAAUACAAAACAACCACAUGAACACAGCGGUUUACCGGACUUGGAAUUUAUGUUUACUGGUAUUCAACCAAUAAAUAUUUUAAUGAGGGAUUUUAAAGAUUCUCCAUCCCUAUUGAUCAAAUAUGGCGAUCGCCAUGGCUGGUCAGCUGUACCAAUAUUGUUGAAACCAAAAAGUCGUGGUAGAAUAAAGUUAUUAGCUAAUGACGUCAAUGUUAAACCAGCUAUCAUACCAAAUUAUUUCGACGAUCCAGACGAUGUCAGGACGAUGAUCGCCGGUAUUAGAACUGCAUUAAGAAUUGGUCUAACAAAGACGAUGCAAGCGUUCAAUUCUCAAUUGUUAAACAUUACUUAUAUGGAAUGCGACUAUGAGUAUAAUUCGGAUGCUUAUUGGGAAUGCAUGAUAAGAAUACGCUCUUCCACAACCUUUCACGCUUCUGGCACCUGUAAAAUGGGACCUCGUGGUGACCCAACUGCUGUCGUUGAUCCCAAAUUAAAG
Messenger RNA from Wasmannia auropunctata (little fire ant), 507 nucleotides. Its product is annotated as glucose dehydrogenase [FAD, quinone]-like. Gene Ontology annotation, molecular function: oxidoreductase activity, acting on CH-OH group of donors; flavin adenine dinucleotide binding. The transcript has a single exon. Lineage: Eukaryota; Metazoa; Arthropoda; Insecta; Hymenoptera; Formicidae. The record is from RefSeq and is a predicted model, not a curated record. The annotation marks the transcript as partial.